Molecule: messenger RNA, 2048 nt
Organism: Boleophthalmus pectinirostris (great blue-spotted mudskipper)
Lineage: Eukaryota; Metazoa; Chordata; Actinopteri; Gobiiformes; Gobiidae
Gene: atg3
Product: autophagy related 3
Exons: 12
Coding region: 121-1071 (316 amino acids)
Biological process (GO): nucleophagy; autophagosome assembly; autophagy of mitochondrion
Cellular component (GO): cytosol; cytoplasmic ubiquitin ligase complex
Molecular function (GO): Atg8-family ligase activity
Source: RefSeq, a predicted model, not a curated record
AGUUUUGAUGUCGUAUCAUGUGAUUAGCUUUCACCGACUGCAGCCUGGAGCAAUGCCCGAAUAAUUUGACAGCACACUUUUGGAGAUUGUUUUUUGAGACGAUUUAAAAACUCGGACGCGAUGCAAAACGUGAUUAACACGGUGAAAGGCACCGCUCUCGGCGUGGCGGAGCUGUUCACGCCCGUGCUGAAGGAAUCCAAAUUUAAAGAGACUGGAGUCAUUACACCUGAAGAGUUCAUUGCAGCUGGAGAUCACUUGGUGCAUCAUUGUCCCACUUGGAAAUGGGCAUCUGGAGAAGAAAGCAAAGUAAAGCCUUACCUUCCUCCUGAUAAACAAUUCCUCCUGACGCGCAAUGUUCCCUGUUAUAAGCGCUGUAAACAAAUGGAGUACUCAGAUGAACUAGAGGCCAUCAUAGAAGAAGAUGAUGGUGAUGGGGGUUGGGUGGACACUUACCACAAUGCUAGUACAUUAGGAGUCACUGAUGCUGUGCGGGAAAUUUCUCUGGACAAUAGUAAAGACAAAAACAUGAACGCCACGUCGCCAGCCUGUUGUGACAACGAUGAUGAAGAUGACGAUGAAGAGGGAGAAGCAGCAGAUAUGGAAGAAUACGAAGAAAGUGGCUUAUUGGAAACAGAUGAGGCGACUUUGGACACAAGUAAAAUGGUGGAAACGAAGCCCAAAGCAGAACCAGGCAGUGAAGACGCCAUCCUCCAAACCCGCACUUAUGACCUGUACAUCACAUACGACAAGUACUACCAGACCCCUCGACUCUGGCUCUUCGGCUAUGACGAGGACCGACAGCCACUCACAGUGGAGCAGAUGUAUGAGGACAUCAGCCAGGACCAUGUGAAGAAGACUGUAACCAUAGAGAACCACCCCCACCUCCCCCCACCCGCCAUGUGCUCUGUCCACCCCUGCAGACACGCAGAAGUGAUGAAAAAGAUCAUCGAGACAGUGGCAGAAGGAGGAGGAGAGCUCGGGGUCCAUAUGUACCUUUUAAUUUUCCUAAAGUUUGUGCAGGCUGUCAUUCCAACAAUAGAAUACGACUACACAAGGCACUUCACCAUGUAGCUCUUCAACUCCGUUUCUAUCUGACAACAUACAUGAAACAUCUCACCAUUCUUUACAAAGGUCCGCCUCUGUGUGCAAAUAGCAUAAUAAUAUAGUCCGCUACUGUACAAACUCAUAACUGAAUGUUAACAGCUAAAACUCUAUUACAUUUACAGUAUCAAAGGUUUAUUUCUAAAAGUGAGCUUCAAAAUGUGGUGGGCUUCGUGAACUUAACUCACCCAUUUACAUAGCUUUACUGUUUAAAAUUAUAUUUGGAAAUCUAUUAAAUAUAAGUACUACUAUGGCAACACCUAGUUAGAUUCUUGAAAAACUGCAUAUUUAUUUUUUCAGAAUAUAAGCCAUUUGAUCUAUUUAUCAAAUAAUUAUGUCGUUUUCAUAUUCAAAGUAGGGUUGUAAAUGUAGAAAAACUCAAAAUGGGAAAUAGGAACACGGAUCUCAAACUGAUUUAUCUGACAUAAAAAUUUAAAGAAAACAAACAAAUUCAAAGAGAUAAAAGUUCAAAUUCUGUAGAUUGGAUUUUCUGCUUGAAAAAAUUGCCCAUAAAAUUCUAAAUUAUUUGAGCAACCUACACACUGGUUUUUAUGCAUUAAUUAAAGCUAUUACAAUUAUAGUUGAUCUCUACACUAAACAAAACAGAAAUGAACCUAAAGCUGACGAUAUUUACAACAUUUUAACACAUUAUAACUCCCACCGAUCCAAACACAGUUGCUGUAUUUUGCUUUAGAACAGUUAGUCCGCCUCCGUACCGGUCACUCUAGGUCUGUUAACAGUGCAGUGUAGUGGGCUCUCCUGCAUCAUUCUUGGACCACCGUGUUGUCUUAACCUCUCUGAAUGUGCUACAGUCAGGGGGACUUUUUCGUUAUGUGGAUUUAAUUUGCAGCUUGUGUCAGAAAUGGAUAUCUUAACGUUUUCUUCUGGUUUUAUUGUCAAACAUCUGGGUGUAGCUACUAUCUAAAUAAAUGAUUAAGGUAUGUGAA